This is a messenger RNA of Oncorhynchus kisutch (coho salmon), 2297 nucleotides long. RefSeq names its product mitochondrial pyruvate carrier 2. The record is from RefSeq and is a predicted model, not a curated record. The transcript is spliced from 5 exons. Lineage: Eukaryota; Metazoa; Chordata; Actinopteri; Salmoniformes; Salmonidae. Gene Ontology annotation, cellular component: mitochondrial inner membrane. The coding region runs from base 875 to 1264 and encodes 129 amino acids. Gene Ontology annotation, biological process: pyruvate import into mitochondria.
CUCUCGCCGAACUGCGCAUGUACCGGACGUCAAUUCAAAGGCACUCAUUCGAUAUAAAAUUGUUUCUGACACAUUAAAAUGUAUCAGUUUGUCACUAUCACGAGGUUGGAGUAAUACCAUGUUUAACUACUGAAGAAACCGGCUCGAAUCUAGGUUUUGCCCUUUGAUUUCGAGAAAAUGGAAUAUGGAAUAUUUUUCACUUCUCAAACCCCAAACCCCGACCUGGUCUUUCUGGUCUGUUUCACAAGCGUUCCCGGAAGUCUCGCGAUGUUGCGCCUCUGGGUUUAGAAACUCCAGUCUCUCUAACAAUUAGUUGAAAAUCCAGUUGAGGCUAUUAUAUAUCAUAUAGUUAUAAUUGCGCGAUACUGUAGUAAAGUGGCAUCAUAUUAAUACAGGAUUGUGUAGCCAGAUGAACAAAUGGUAGAGUCUGGUCGAACGUGCCGCCCGUCUCCAUCUGCUGUCGCUAAAUGGAUGGCACUGGACUCUAGUACACCAAUCAUGUUCGGAGGAUUGGCCCAAACACACCAAUAGGAAUUAGGAGCGUCUUGUUGUGGUACUGUGCUAGAUAGGUUGCGCUGUGAAGAAAAGUCACCACCUUGUAAAAGCUCUCAAAUCAAGGCCACCGGGAAUGAGCACUGCUAGCUACAUGCCAAUAGGUUUGCAUUAGAAGGUCGAAAGUAUUUACAACGCCUUUGACAUUUUUCCCGAACCGUUUUAUGACUACAUUGCUGCAAAUAUUAGAUAUAGGGCAAUACCAAUACUCAAGUGUCAAAGUCGAACUAAUUUACCUUCGUAGCUACGUAUUUAGCAAGCUAGCUAGCUUGCUAGGUCAGGUGUAGCUAACGUUAGACAGCAACAUUAGCCUUUUGCAAACAUGGCUGCGAUGAGAGUUUCCUAUCACAAACUGCUGGAUAAGAUCGGGCUAAUGUUGCCAGCAAAACUGAGACCUCUCUACAAUCACCCUGCAGGUCCAAAGACUAUUUUCUUCUGGGCCCCGAUGUUCAAAUGGGGUCUGGUCGGGGCUGGUCUGGCAGAUAUGAGUCGACCAGCUGAGAAACUGAGCUUUUCCCAGUCUGCUGUACUGACAGCCACAGGUCUGACCUGGUCCAGAUACUCUUUGGUCAUCAUUCCAAAGAACUGGAACCUCUUUGCUGUCAAUUUAUUUGUGGGUAGUGCUGGAAUAUCCCAGCUCUACAGGAUCUUCCAGUAUGAACAAGGGAAGAAGGCACUAGCAAAGGAGGAAGCUGCCCCAGCAGAGUCUUGAAUUAUGUCACCAGUCCAUCUCCAUGGACUGUAAGGGAGCUUAUCACCGGCACAAACUCAGUCCCUCUAAGCCCCUCCAUCCCUUUUCCAUCCUCACUCGAUUUUACAGUAGAAAAAAAACAAUGUUUCCUUGCUGUAGAUCAUGUAAUUUGCCUGGAUUUCUUCAGGGUUAUAAUGGCAUAUUAACCCUCACCAAACACUCAAAUGUUUGUCAUCUACGCACAAGCUGUAGUAUUUAAGUUUUACUUCAUACAACAAAUUGCAUGACUGUUUUUUAAUUUGUUCAUGAUUAAUGUUUAGCAUGCACUUUUUGGGAAGUGUUGCAUUUUUUCCGUUAUUUCUUUUGAGUAGUCGUCAUUUCUCAUGGAGUGGUUUCCAAACAAGGAAGGUCUUGGAUCUGUGUUGAUUGUGGUUAAAAAGAAUGUCUCCCCAAAUUAAAAAUGUUUUAAAAAAAUGUCACUUUCAUCCCAUAUGCUUAUUCAACUAUUUUCAGCAAUUUUGGUAACUAUGUCUAUAUCAGUAGGAUGAUUAAACCGUACAUGCAUACCAUGUGACUGUUCCUUCCACGUGUAGUAAAUGCUUUAACCAAUAAAUCAGGUUAAAAAAAAACUAUUCAUAUAGCUUUUAACUGUAGACUUUCAAAUGCCAGUAGGAAAUCACCUUUUUCCCCCUGAUCAUUAGGAGGAACCUUUUGGUAAUGUGUCCUAUGUGUUACAGUCUUGGGGGCUGAAUCUAGCGUGGUACUUGGACCCAAGAAGGACAACCUGUAUUGGCCCUGUAGUCAAGGUCCUCGUCUCCUAUUGAUUGGUUCUCAGUAGUUGGGAGACGCAUAAUCUGUUAGUGUAACUAGAUGAGAAUUUAAAAAGUCAUUUUGUUCAUCGAUCUCUGAAAUUUUAUAGCAAUAACUGGCUAAAUACAUUGGUCCACAAUGCACUGAAACAUGAACAGGCACUUAUGUAUGUUGAGGUUAUAUCUUUAGUGCCUAUGAUAUAUAUGCCCUUAUUUGUUCUGUUGAAUUAAAAAAUCUUGGCAUA